AUGCAUUAGCAAUAAAUUGUAUUGUCAUAUUUUGCAUAAUUGAGAUUGUAAAUUAGUGAUGCAUUACAUAUCAACACUGAAAAAUAUUUCAAAAAGCAGGCAUCGGAAUCAGAGUUAGUCUUAAUUUCAAGAUUGACAGGAAAAAUAAAUAAAAGGAAUACAGAAUAAUAAAGGACAAUAGUCAUCUCUAGUGAAAAUAUCUAUAAUAUCGAUAAGAAAUCAAUUAAAAGAAAGAUUUCAAUUCAUAAAAUAUUUGGGGUGACAGUUUCUAGGUCAAGUUAUGAAUUUGUUUUACAUGUUCCUUAGGAAAGUGAUUAUCGUUUCAAAUCACAAGAAUAUAGAGAUAUCAUUCUCUAUUACUUAUCUAUUGUCCUUAAAUUAAAUAACAAAGAUGGCCUAAGGCUCUAUAUGGUAGAUAAUGAAGAAUUGGAUCAAUUUUGCUUGCAUGAUGCAACAGCUGAUUGCAAAAAAUAAAUUGCACUUCAUCCAAAAACAAAAUUACUUUUAUUGUAUCCUGAGAAUUUUCAAUUGUAAUACAUAAAUUUGAUGUUUGCUCAAAAUAAAAAUGUCAAAAAUUAAUAUAUCAGCAUCCUAUAUGUUCAUGAUCCUCUGAACUUAAGGAUAAGAUUGGAUGAUUAUUCAAAACUCGCUACUAUUGCUUAAGGUUCCUUUAGUAAAGUGCUCUUAAUAAACUAAAAAAUUGAGAAGCAGUCACAACUCUUAGUUCUCAAAACUAUUUAAUCUUACAAUAUCGAUAUUAAUAUAUUGCAAUUUCACUUAGAAAAUUAUGCUUAAUCUCAGUAUACGGAGCAGUUAGAACUGUGCUUAAGAUAGCAGGAUUAAAUUCAUUUUUUUUUCAAAUUUGUAAAAGGCGGAGACUUAUACACUCAUCUUUAAGAAGUAAAUUAUUUUUCAGAAAUUGAAGCUAAAUACAUUAUUGCAUAAAUAGCUUUAGGAUUAUCCUAUCUACAUGAAAGCGGAACUAUAUAUGGAGAUCUAAAACCAGAAAAUGUAUUGAUCGAUGAAAAUGGAUACAUUUAAUUGACAGAUUUUGGAUUCGGCAGAUUGAGAGUCUAUCAAGAAUUUAAAAAAGUUUAGACUAUUAAUUUUACUGUUGAAUAUGCUGCUCCAGAAUACCUCUUGCAAGGAGAUUUAACUAGAAUGUCUGAUUGGUACAGUUUAGGAAUUUUACUUUAUGAAUUGGUGAUUGGAAUUUCUCCAUUUUAUCACCAUAAUCAUGAGAUUGCAAUUAAGAUGAUUUGCAAAGGAGAUUUGUAUUUUCCCAAGACCCCUGCUAUAACUUAUGAAUGCAAGGAUUUUAUAACGAAAUUGCUUCAGAAGGAUAGCUAAAGUCGUAUAGGAUUUGAGCAUGACUUCAAAGAGAUCUAAUCUCAUAAAUGGUUCUAAGGAUUAAACUGGUAAGAACUUUCAGAAAAGAAAAAAUCGUUACCGUACAUCCCAAAAAUUAAUGAAGAAGAUACUGUACCAUAGUAAUAUUUUAGAUUUGAGAAAUUAACUGAUGAAGAAAAGGGUUGGUGA
Paramecium octaurelia is the source of this 1539-nucleotide messenger RNA. The record is from the annotation of a GenBank genome assembly. Lineage: Eukaryota; Ciliophora; Oligohymenophorea; Peniculida; Parameciidae.